Molecule: messenger RNA, 993 nt
Organism: Anolis sagrei ordinatus
Lineage: Eukaryota; Metazoa; Chordata; Lepidosauria; Squamata; Anolidae
Product: olfactory receptor 10AC1-like
Biological process (GO): G protein-coupled receptor signaling pathway
Cellular component (GO): membrane
Molecular function (GO): G protein-coupled receptor activity; olfactory receptor activity
Source: RefSeq, a predicted model, not a curated record
AUGGAGAGGAAAAACCAUACAACACCUGUUGCAACCAUGGAAUUCCUGCUUCUGGGAUUCUCUGACCUCCUCCAUCUGCAGACCCUCCUCUUCUUCAUCUUCUUAGUUGUACAUUUGGCCACACUUGCAGGAAACCUUCUCAUCCUUCUAGCAGUAGCUUCCGAACGAUGCCGCCCUCCAAUGCUUCUUUUCCUUUUCCAGCUCUCUGCUAUUGAGCUCUGCUACACCCUUAUCAUUGCCCCCAGGAUGCUGGUGGGCCUCACCAAUCCCAAAAGAAAUGUCAUCUCCUUUAUAGGCUGUGCUACUCAAAUGCAUUUCUUUGUGGCUCUGGGAGGAGCUGAAUGCUUUCUCCUCGCAGCUAUGUCCUAUGAUCGGUAUAUGGCCAUCUGCCGGCCCCUGCAUUAUGUGGUAGUGAUGAACCAAGGCUUCUGCCUUCAGCUUGCCAUCUUCUGCUGCCUUGGUGGCUUUGCAGUCUCAUUGGGCCUGACAGCAGCGGUCUUCUGCCAGCCUUUCUGUGCUUCCCACCAUAUUGAUCAUUUCUUUUGCGAUGUGCCUGCUUUACUACACUUGGCUUGCACUGAGAGCUACACCAGUGAACUACCACUUCUUGCAGCUUGCAUCCUCAUUCUCCUGCUCCCCUUCCUCCUUAUCCUUACCUCCUACAUCUGCAUCACAUUGGCUGUGUUGCAGAUCCGUGACUCUGCUGGCCGAGGCAAAGCCUUUUCGACUUGUGCUUCUCACCUGAUCGUUACUCUUUUACAUUAUGGCUGUGCCACCUUUGUAUACAUCCGACCCAAGUCUACAUAUUCACCAGGAAGGGACAAGAUAGUAAGUCUUCUUUACACCAGCAUCACUCCCUUGCUUUAUCCCUUGAUUUACAGUCUCCGGAACAAAGAAAUCAAAGGAGCUGUGAGAAAACUUCUGCGAAAAAGAUUAGCUCAGCUGAACUGGCGUGCCUUUAAGAUCAGGUCUGAACAAUUUCUGAACUAUUGA